Molecule: messenger RNA, 1847 nt
Organism: Cladocopium goreaui
Lineage: Eukaryota; Dinophyceae; Suessiales; Symbiodiniaceae
Source: the annotation of a GenBank genome assembly
AGGCCACGAGUCGACGAAGAGGAAAUGCGCGCGCGGUGUCAAGACAUCGCUGAAGCACUUGGAGGAGCAGCUCUCGGGAAAGUACGAGUGGGCCGAAAUCUUCAGGGCUGACCCUGAUGCCUUGUUGGGUUCGCCCAAAACCUUUGUGCACCUGCCACUUACAGCCUAUAGCGAGCCGGUGACCGCCGUCAUGGGCCGCUUCGGCCGGGGCCUGGCGGUGAGGCGUGACGUGGCAAUAGGAGACUUGCUGUUUGUGGACAAGGCGUGGGUGGUGGGGAACUACGAAGAUCUUUUGGACGCGGCGAUGAAAAGCUUGGAGGACUGCAGUGACUUACAGCUCCACAGGCUGAUGGAGCUCUAUGAUGGCACCAAUGGAGCCAACCCUUUGGUGGAGAAACUCCUGCCCGGACGUGUUGCCCGCAACGUUCCCCUGGACCAUGCAGAGCUGGACGAGGAACGCCUGCAGAGGAUCUUACGCUUCAAUGCCAUCACUCGAUGGUCCCUGCUGGAUGGUGAACUCAGCAGCACUGUGAAGGGUGACGACGGUGACGGAAAUACGCCAGGAACCACUGGGACCGGAUACGCCGCGGGGUUAUGGUGUUUGGCUUCCUUCGUGAACCACAGCUGCAGGCCCAACGUGAAUUUCACUUUCCUUGGGGAUGUGCUCACCUGUCGCGCCACGCGGAAUCUCAAGGCUGGGGACGAGCUCUUGGUGGGUUACGUUCGCCUGGAUCGGCCCUUGCUGUUUCGCCGGAAGGAGCUCAGCGCGACUUUUGACUUCCAUUGCACUUGCCAUCGGUGCAUCCUCGAAGAAGCUUUGGUGCCUGAUGGCAGCAAGUACCUUCAGCAGAUUGAGCGGCUCACACAGGUGCCUUCCAAGGACAAGAGCUUCCCGUGGAUUGAGGCUUGGUCCAGCCUCUACCGACAGAUGGAGUACGAAAUCUCUUUGUCGAUCAAGCAGCGUGGGAAGGAAUUGGAUCAGGAUCUUUCCUUGGCCAAUUCCCUGGAUGCGCUCUUCGAGAAAAGUUGGACUCCGGAGCAUGAUCAGCAGAGAGAAGAACGGCUGAAGCAUCAGGAGGAGCUUCGGAACAACAUUGCGCGGCUGCAGGGUCAAGCCAAACCCGUAGGCUUUGAGCAUCCCGGACGUGAAGAUGUGUACUCUUUGCAGUUGCAGCGCUUGCUCUGCGGCUCCUACUCGAGCGUGGCAAUGGAAUCUGCGCGGCUGUGGAGGGAAGUGGCUUCCCAUGCCAACAGUGCACGUGAUUGCUUCUGGGUAUGCCAGCAGCUGGAGGAGAUUUGUCCGGCCAGCUCGCUUCACGCGCACUGGGCCGGGGCAUGGGCUACACGGAGCUGGAAGCACUUCAUGCGGGAGGAGCGCGUGAACAUCACCAAGAAGCUACCACCUUCACCCAUGCCGUCUGAGCUGCUGCGCGCUGCCAGCUAUGCACGUCGGAGUUACAGCCAAUGCUUCGGCCCGCGGCUGUGGCUGCCACAAGCGCAGCAGUUGGGCUGGCCCAUUCAGCUCGUUGCUGCCUCACUGAGAGAAGAGGUCGUAGUAAAGCUGCCGCCGAGGAAGCCGAAGCAAACGGCACCCCGCCGUCGGAUGAAGUGCUACAAGGCCGCGUCGGUGUGUUGGAACGACGCGAGACAUAUGCAGGUGGAGAUGGAAGAGGUUCAUCGUCCAACCUUGCCGGAGACAGAGGCCAUGUCAGAAUUCAGUGCAGCACUUCAGUCGCUUUUCCAAGUGAUGUGAGCUGGGCUUGUGGUUUGGUGAUCGUAGGCGCUAUGGCAACUGUGCAUCUAAGGAUAUCUAAGGAUAUCUAAGGUAUCCUAGUGGUACUUUGAAU